AUGGGCAUCGUGGAAAGCAGAUUAUUGGCAAACAGUCUUCUUUCUGCUUGCAAUAAGGCUGCAGAAGAGGGAAAACAUCAACUAGACGAGUCUGAGUUCUGGAAAGAUAUUGAAAACGUCAAAGCAUCGAAAAGCAUAUACAAGCACAUUCCCCAGCGUAUCCGACAAACUUCUCGUCAGUCCGCUAUCAAGAAGGCCAUCGUGCGUUCCUCACAACAACUCCAAGCUCCACAAAUCGUCCAAGACCUGCAGGACAAGCGUGAAUCGCUUUUCCCCUUGUACUUACCAACAAGCAGCGAGGAGAGCAGCGACGGUUCUUCAAGCACUCGUCAAAUUGCACCUUUCUCUUGCCAUGUCCCAACUUCGCUGCAACCAUGUCCGCUCGCCGAUUUCUACAAACUCGUCGUCUUAUGCGAAAAUCAACAGCAACUGGGGAAAAUCCGCCUCCGGAUUUGCUAUGUGGCGUUCUUUCGCUUGAAGAAUGCCGUACAGCCAGGUACCCAGUACCAAUACGAUGAUGCUUCAAUGUUCAUAGCCCAUCUGAUAAGAGAUUCGGGCUGUGAAGACUCACUUUCCGACAUUGAACGUCGUGUAAGACACUGGGUUGGCCUAGGAGAGCGAUACAGUCUGCUAGCUAAUGACCUUGGAGGGCUGGGGGUAUUGUAUCUCCUUCCACAAGAUGGUGGUGAGUCGAUCUGGACCAAAGAGCUGCCCAAAUCGCCGAAGAGGCCUAGAAGAAUUGCCAUGUUGAACCAUCUGAGGCAGAAAGGAUUGCCAGAAGAAGCUCAGACACGUGGUCUUCAUGCCUUGGCAGAGGACGAGGCUGCAAAAGUUCUGGGGCCGAUCAAAGCCUCAUUAGAACGAGUGAUGGAGAGUCAACUAUCAGAGGCAAAUGCCCAUAUUGUGGAUGAAAACCGACAGUCUAAUAGGACUUGGCCACAAUCGGAUAUUCCCCAAAUUCGUCAGCCUAGCGCCGUGGUCACGCGACUUCGGAAAUGGUGCAAGAUGUGA
Messenger RNA from Penicillium brevicompactum, 1011 nucleotides. RefSeq lists its product as uncharacterized. The record is from RefSeq and is a predicted model, not a curated record. Lineage: Eukaryota; Fungi; Ascomycota; Eurotiomycetes; Eurotiales; Aspergillaceae. Bases 1 to 1011 code for a protein of 336 amino acids. The transcript is spliced from 4 exons.